Benincasa hispida (wax gourd) is the source of this 1020-nucleotide messenger RNA. Its product is annotated as endochitinase-like. Lineage: Eukaryota; Viridiplantae; Streptophyta; Magnoliopsida; Cucurbitales; Cucurbitaceae. Gene Ontology annotation, biological process: chitin catabolic process; cell wall macromolecule catabolic process; carbohydrate metabolic process. Gene Ontology annotation, molecular function: chitinase activity. The record is from RefSeq and is a predicted model, not a curated record.
AAGCGUGAAAUGAGAUUCUAAAAAUGAUAAAAUAAUUCUUAUUUAUGAGUUAUUGUAGUAUAUAAAUAGGGAGGAAGGAGAUUACAUUGUUGUCCCAAGAUUUUAAUUUAAUUUGAGAAAUGAAGCUAAUUUACUCAUUAUUAAGUUUGUUAUUGUUGGAUGUGUUAUGGGGAGUGGGUGCAGCUGAAGGUUCAAAGGAUGUGGGAAGGCUCAUCAAUGCCACAAUGUUCAAUGAAAUGUUCAAGUAUCAAAAGGAUCCACAAUGUCCAAGCCAAGGGUUCUAUAGUUACCAAGCUUUUCUAGCCGCAGCUAGUUCGUUUGCUAAAUUAGGGUUCGCCACAACCGGAAAACUUUCUACUCGAAAGAGGGAGGUGCUCGCUUUCCUUGCUCAAACUUCUCACCAAACCACCGGAGGAUGGCCAACUGCACCAGAUGGUCCAUUUUUUUGGGGAUAUUGCCAUAUAAGAGAAACCACUAAAGAUUCCUAUUGCAAAGCUGAUUCAAAAUGGCCUUGUGCUAAAGGCCAAAAAUACUACGGUCGUGGACCAAUGCAACUUAGAUAUAACCACAACUAUGGGGAAGCUGGUAAAAUGUUGGGAUUAGAUUUGUUGAAGAACCCGGAUUUAGUAGCUAAAGAUGCAGUUGUAUCAUUCAAGACAGCAAUUUGGUUUUGGAUGACACCACAGGAAAACAAACCAUCAUGUCAUGACGUUAUGGUUGGUAAAUGGCGACCCACAGAAAUUGACAAAGCUGCUAAAAGAGUCCCUGGUUUUGGUGUUGUCACCAACAUCAUCAAUGGCGGAGAAGAAUGUGGGCACGGUGCUGAUACGGGAGUUGCUGAUAGAUUUGGAUUUUAUGAAAGGUACUGCAACAUGUUAGGUAUCAAUCCAGGGAAACACUUGGAAUGUUUUUUUCAAGAACCUUUCACUCGAAUGUAAUGUGACUUUAUUUUUCUGUUUCGAAACUUCAAAGACUUAUAAUAACAUGGAAUAAAAGUAUCGCAAAAUGAUGUCUUGCUAA